AUGACGUCCACAACCAGCACUCUGGUAACCCCCCGGGACCGCUCACAGCGAGUGGGAAGUGACAAGGAGGGAGAAACCACCAGCCCAUCACCAUCAGUCCUCGCCGGGGAGGGCACCGUUGAAAAGAAGGAGGAGGCCGGCACCGGAACCGAUGAGGAGGCCGGCGAGGUGCAGCCUCAGGAGCCGACCAACGCCGAGUAUCCCUCCGGAUUCGCCCUCGGCCUCAUCGUCUUCGCCCUCGUUCUCAGCAUUUUCCUCAUCGCCCUUGAUAUGACGAUUGUCGCAACCGCCAUCCCCAAGAUUACCGACGAAUUCAAGGGUCUCGACCAAGUAUCAUGGUACGGCGCUGCCUUCUUCAUGUGUGUUGCCGCCUUCCAGUCAACAUGGGGCAAGGCUUACAAGUACUUCCCACUCAAGUGGUCGUUCCUCCUCUCCAUCUUCAUCUUUGAACUUGGCAGUCUCAUCUGCGCCGUCGCCCCGAACUCCGUUGCUCUCAUCGUCGGCCGUGCCAUUGCAGGUGUAGGCGCGGCAGGUAUCGGCUCCGGAGCUUACACGAUCAUCGGCUUCUCGGCCCCGCCCGACAAACGCCCGACGUUCACCGGCAUCAUCGGUGCCUCCUACGGCUUGGCUUCAGUCAUCGGCCCCUUGAUCGGUGGUGCUUUCACUGACCACGUGAGCUGGAGAUGGUGCUUCUACAUCAACUUGCCCGUUGGAGGUCUCGGCGCGGCCAUCAUCCUCUUCUUCUUCCACACGCCACCCCAGGCCGUGCCCCAGAAGGCUAGUGCGCUCGAGAAGUUCCUCCAGAUGGACCUGAUCGGCACCUCCCUGAUCAUGGGCGGCACCAUUGCCUUCCUUCUCGCCCUCCAGUGGGGCGGAAGCACUCACCCGUGGAACUCAUCCACCAUCAUCGGCCUCUUUGUUGGAUUCGGGCUGAUCAUUGUCGCGUUCAUCAUCCUGGAAUGGUACCAGGGUGAGCGUUCCAUGAUUGCCCCUCGUCUCAUCAAGGACAGGACCAUCUACAUUUCCUCGGCAUACGCCUUCUUCUUCGCCGGCUCGUACUUCGUGCUGGUUUACUACCUCCCAAUCUACUUCCAGUCUGUCGACAACGCCACUCCCACGGAGUCCGGUGUGCGCAACCUGCCCAUCAUCAUCGCCGUUACCAUUGCCACGAUUGCAUCUGGUAUCUCCAUCUCUGCCACGGGUAUCUACGCACCAAUCAUGGUUGUCGGCGGCGCCAUCGCGACGGUCGGUGCCGGUCUUCUCUACACCUUGGACAUCGGCACGGGCAGCGACAAGUGGAUCGGCUACCAGGUUCUCGCCGGUCUCGCCUGGGGCGCUGCAUUCCAGGUUCCCAUCAUCGCGGUCCAGGGUACGGUUUCCGAGACCGACAUGGCGUCCUCUACUGCCAUUCUGCUUUUCUUCCAAACCGUCGGCGGAGCCUUCUUCGUAGCUGGCGCGCAGUCAGGCUUCCUCGUCACCGUCCUCAAGAAGGUCGCGGUGUACGCCCCCAGCGUUGACCCCAACCUCGUUGCCCUGACCGGCGCCACCGAGAUCCGCAACGCCUUCCCGGCCGAUGCCGUCCCGGGCAUCAUCCACGCCUACAUGGACGGUCUCAAGGUCACCUUCGCCAUUGCCAUCGCCGGCGCGGGUGUCUCAUUCCUCAUCUCCCUGGGUUCAAGAUGGGGCAAGCUCAACACCGCGAACCUCUCCGGUGCCGCUUAG
Molecule: messenger RNA, 1722 nt
Organism: Colletotrichum chrysophilum
Lineage: Eukaryota; Fungi; Ascomycota; Sordariomycetes; Glomerellales; Glomerellaceae
Exons: 3
Coding region: 1-1722 (573 amino acids)
Biological process (GO): transmembrane transport
Molecular function (GO): transmembrane transporter activity
Source: RefSeq, a predicted model, not a curated record